GACUAUGAAAUUGGGAGUCGAACUGCUGCAGGCAGCCCUUCAAGCAAUUUUGUGAAGGAUCAGUCUGCUGUUGCACCAGUAAUCUCAAACGAGUCACCUGUACCAGUGAAUCUCUCGUCCAAUAAAAAUAUCUCCUCUUCACCUCCUACGAGAAGACAGCUGAACAGUCGAGUUCCAAAUCUACAAGUCCCCCAUCAUGGUGCCUUUUUCAGUGCUCCAGAUAGCUCAAUGUCAAGUCCCUCUAGAAGCCCAAUGAGAUCUUCCCGUUAUGAGCAAGUUACAAGUUCUGCUUUUACUACUGGAAAGCAUUAUCCAGAUCUUUUAUUUCUUGGUUCUGGUCCUUGCUCCAGUCCAGGCUCAGGUCAGACCUCUGGGCACAAUUCAAUGGGAGGAGAUAUGUCAGGGCAAGUAUUUUGGCAACCCAGUAGAGAAAGCCCAGAAUGUUCACCAAAUCCUAGUCCGAGAAUGACAAGCCCUGGCCCUAGUUCCAGAAUUCACAGUGGUGCUGUUACACCACUUCAUCCAAGAGCUGGCGAGGGACACACUGAAUCGCAGACUAGUUGGCCGGAUGACACAAAACAACAAAGUCAUCGCCUACCCCUUCCUCCUUUAACAAGUUCCAAUUCCUCAAUGUUCUCUCAUUCGAACUCAGCUGCAACAUCACCUUCUGUACCCCGUAGUCCUGGACGAGUGGAAACUCUUACAAGCUCUGGCUCACGUUGGAAAAAGGGAAAAUUGCUUGGUAGAGGCACAUUUGGGCAUGUUUAUGUUGGUUUUAAUAGUGAAACUGGCGAAAUGUGUGCUAUGAAGGAGGUGACAUUAUUCUCAGAUGAUGCGAAGUCGAAGGAAAGUGCAAAGCAGUUGGGACAAGAGAUUACAUUAUUGAGUCGUUUAAGGCAUCCAAAUAUUGUGCAGUAUUAUGGAUCUGAAACGGUGGAUGAUAAAUUAUAUAUCUAUUUGGAAUAUGUCUCUGGUGGUUCCAUCCAUAAGCUUCUACAAGAGUAUGGAAUAUUGGGAGAAUCAGCUAUCCGAAGUUAUACUCAACAAAUUUUGUCGGGGCUUGCAUAUUUGCACGCCAAAAAUACUGUGCAUAGGGAUAUUAAGGGGGCUAAUAUCCUCGUGGAUCCAACUGGUCGUGUCAAGUUGGCUGACUUUGGCAUGGCAAAGCAUAUCACUGGGCAAACCUGUCCAUUAUCAUUCAAGGGAAGUCCUUAUUGGAUGGCACCUGAGGUGAUAAGGAAUUCAAAAGGAUGUAGCCUUGCUGUUGAUAUAUGGAGUCUUGGAUGCACCGUCUUGGAAAUGGCCUUAUCAAAGCCUCCUUGGAGCCAGUAUGAAGGGGUUGCCGCCAUGUUCAAGAUUGGAAAUAGUAAAGAACUCCCAACAAUUCCAGAAAACCUCUCGGAUGAAGGCAAGGAUUUUGUGAGGCUGUGCCUGCAGCGGAAUCCUUCGCAACGUCCUACUGCUGCUCAGCUGUUGGAUCACCCGUUCGUGAAAAGUGCGGUGCCUCCAGAAAACUCGAAAUUGGGAUCUACACCACCAGACCUUCCCAUGGUAACAAAUGCUGUAAAAUCUGCGGGCAUUGGACACGCGAGAAGUCUUCAACUCUUUGAUUCAGAAAGACUUGCUAUCCACUCAUCCAGAGUAUCAAAAUCCAAUUAUCAUUCCAGCGAUAUUUAUAUUCCAAGGAACGUGUCGUGCCCCGUCUCACCAAUUGGGAGUCCUCUUCUACAUGCAAGGUCACCUCAGUACCCGAAUGGGAGGAUGUCUCCAUCGCCCAUAUCUAGCCCCCUCACAACUUCCGGCUCAUCCACACCUCUCACCAGUGGGACUGGCACCAUCCCGUUUCAUCUUCUUAAUCAAUCUAUAUUAUCGCAAGAUAUUUUUUCUAACUUGCCUAAGGCCCCGACCAGUCCCCGUGUGAAUAACCCGCCCUACUGGGAUCCUGACAUUUUUCGGACGGCACAAUUGGGUUCUAAUGCUUUUCGGGAACUGACAACGAGUGAUAAAGAUGCUCGAGGAAAUCAGUUUGUAAUGACUGCCAAUGGAGAAAUGUACGACAGACAAUUGAUCUUGGCUGAUCGUGUAUCUCAGCAACUCCUACGAGAUCCUGUUAAGCUGAAUCCAUCUUUUGAUCUGAACCCUUCCUCUCCACUGCCAAACCACCGCAUGGAUGGAGUCUAACUUGUUUUGCUGUUGAGAAUGCCGUUCAAGGAAGCUUGCUUAUGAAGUCACAUUCCUUGUGUAACAAGAAAUGUGGCUACAAACACUAGGGACCUACUACAGAUGUGUGGCCGCUUCUUCCGCAAUCACGAGAUUAGGUUUUGCUAAUAGUUUACUGCACACAAAGUCGAAUUAAUGUUGAAAAUGAAAAAUUAAUUUUCCUGUAGUGGAUAGGUUCGGGUGUAUAGCUGAUCCUGCACUGAAUCUUUGGUCUGGGGAAUGUAUAUCAAUUUUAUUGCACAGAAGAGAGGAGAAGA
Molecule: messenger RNA, 2477 nt
Organism: Olea europaea var. sylvestris
Lineage: Eukaryota; Viridiplantae; Streptophyta; Magnoliopsida; Lamiales; Oleaceae
Product: mitogen-activated protein kinase kinase kinase YODA
Exons: 11
Biological process (GO): protein phosphorylation
Molecular function (GO): protein kinase activity; ATP binding
Source: RefSeq, a predicted model, not a curated record